AUGUCUGGUCCUUGUUGCAACCAACCAGUGAACAUUGUGAUCCCACUGGCUUCAAAUUUGGAUGAUGAAUGGCUAGAAUCCAUAAUGAAUGAAGGAGAGUCCUCAUCCUCAUCCUCAAACAACACACCAAUGCCAAAGCAUAAGAAGAUACCCAAGGUCCUCAAGAUGCUUCCGCAGAUGGAAUCCAACAAGGAAUGCUACGAACCAGAGGUGGUUUCUAUCAGUCCCUACCACCAUAGCCAAGCCAAGCUCCAAUCAUUUGAGAAACUAAAAAUUCGAUUCACCAAAGAGUAUGUCAAAAGUUUUAAGCCAGAAACCUCGGCAACUGCACUAUAUGAGCAGGUUGCAGAUGUGGCUGGUGAAGCAAGAAACUGCUAUGCUGAGGACUUGACAGAAAGCUUCGAUGACAGAGCCUUCACUCAGAUGCUGUUCCUCGAUGGUUGCUUCAUCAUUCACUACAUCAACAUCUGCAUGAAUGACAAGGAAGAGCAAGACAAAAUGCAGAUGAAGAUGAAGAAUCACGACAAAGCUUUCGUGCGACGUGACUUGUUCUUGCUCGAAAACCAACUUCCUUUCAUAGUCCUCAAUGCUCUGAUGAGCAUGAACUCAGACUUUGAAGGGAAUAAGGGAUUGAAGUUGAUUGAAGAUUUCAUUAAGACCACAAUGGCAAGGCCUCCUGAAGAUUCACUUCUAGAGAAGGUGGAAAAUUCCAUUACAAAGCAUGUUACAGACCGGAAAAGAAAGAAGCUUCCAGAACCGCAAUCACAAGAACCUGCUGAUCAUCUUCUAGAACUCCUGCACAGGCAACUUAUUAACCCCAAGGCUUUCGGAGUUGUUUCUGAAAACAAAGGAGGAGGAGGCAGCAGUUGUUGUUACUCGUAUCCGCUUAUGAAGAAAUUUAUUGACUUUGUUUCUAGAAAAAAAGAAGGCAACAGUUGGUACUCGUAUCGUUCAGUACAGGAGCUUAAAGCAGCAGGGAUCCAAUUCAGGCCCAACAAAGAACGCAAUUUUUUUGCAGAUGCAAGGUAUGAACCUCAAUUCAUUAGAGCAAUCUUAAGACUUCCUCCAAUGACCAUUGAUGACUCAACCAAAGCUUUACUAUUAAACUUGGUAGCCUAUGAGAUGUGUCCUGAUAGUUCCAAUGACUUCGGAGUCACCUCAUAUCUAUGGUUUAUGGAUACACUCAUUGAUCAGGCUGAGGAUGUGAAGGAGUUGAGAAAGAAAGGCAUAAUUCUCAACUUCCUUGGAAGUGAUCAGCAUGUGGCUGAGCUCUUCAAUGAGAUUGCCAAAAACUUAGUCCCAAACCCUAAUGCUUGUGAAGAUGUUAAAAAACGUAUUGAAAGGCACUAUAAGAACAAGGUGAGACUCUGGAUGACUGAAUGGUUGUACGCCCAUUUUAGUAGCCCCUGGACUUUACUUGCUUUCCUUGGUGCACUUUUAGCAAUUGCUCUAAGCUUUGUUCAGGCUUACUAUGCUGUUAACCCUAAAAAAUAG
This is a messenger RNA of Camellia sinensis, 1494 nucleotides long. RefSeq names its product UPF0481 protein At3g47200. Lineage: Eukaryota; Viridiplantae; Streptophyta; Magnoliopsida; Ericales; Theaceae. The record is from RefSeq and is a predicted model, not a curated record.